Tetrahymena thermophila SB210 is the source of this 3369-nucleotide messenger RNA. RefSeq names its product transmembrane protein, putative. The record is from RefSeq and is a predicted model, not a curated record. The transcript has 5 exons. NCBI's taxonomy places the organism in Eukaryota, Ciliophora, Oligohymenophorea, Hymenostomatida, Tetrahymenidae.
AAUAUUAAUUAAUCAAUUGAUAUUUAAUCAUAUUUAACAGUAAAAGUUUCUACUUUUAUAGAAAAUUUAUAAAUUGGCAAUUUAUAGGUUAAAAAUAGCUUAUUUUCUAUAACUGCAUCUAUAGUAUCCAUCAAGAAAAUAAAUCUAUAAAAUAUAUAAGCUGAAAAUGAUGAAGAAGAUUUAAUACUAUUUUUAGUAAAUGAUUUUAAGGAUGUAAUAGCUAACUAAAUAUAUUCUAUAAACAAUGAAAUUUCUAUUUUAACUUUAAGUUAAUAGUAAGAUUAAGGAUUAGCUAUAAUUUAAUCUUGCAAGUUUUUGAAUUCAAACAUCUAAAAAAGCAUUUCACUAAUAUAAUUUAUAGAUUUAAAUAAUUUAGAAAUAAGUGACAUUGAAGUUGAAAAUAUAUAAGUUAAAAGUAAUCAUUACUCAUCUAUAAUUAUUUUUAAACAAUGCAAUUUAACUUCCAUUUCUAAUAGUACUUUUAAAAACAACAUUAACUCGAAAGGAAUAGGAGGAUCUAUCUAUGCUAUAGAUAGCAAUAACAUUUUAAUUAAUAACUGUAUUUUUAUUUAAAACUAAUGCUUAACGUAAAACGGAGGAGCUCUCUUUGUUAGCAAUAUAAUUAAUACUUGCUAAUUAACAAUAACUUCAAGUAAAUUUAUUUCAAAUUAAGCAACAUUUUCAACAGGAGGAGCCAUAAAUCUUAUAAAUUCAAAUUUAAUAAUGAAAGAAACUUUAAUUUCAUAAAAUUAGGCUGCUAUAGGAGGAGGUAUUUAUUAUGAAUAGUUAAUACCAGAUAUUAUUUUUGAUUUUUAAAAUAAAAAUAAUAAUAAUAACUAAAUAAGCAAUAAUUAUGCCAAAUUUUAUGGAAAAAAUAUUGGAUCAACUUUAAGGAAAAUUUUGAUAGAUUAAAAAAAUAUUACUAUACCAAAUCAAAGCAAUGUGUAUUUCGAUGACUAAUAGUUGUUCAUCAAAUAAUUUAAAAGUGGAAGUUAAAUUUAAUUUAGUAAAAUUUAACUUCUCGAUGAAGAAGAUAAUCCUUUAUCCUAUCCAUACAUAUCAUAGGAAUAAUUUUUAAAUUAUAGUUCUAACGUUUAAACAAUAAUUUAAUAAAUUAGUAUUUAAAUAGAGUGUAACUAGUCAAUAAAAUAAAUUUAAUGUAAUGGAGAACUUUCAUCUAAAUAAUUUGUAAAUGGUGGAUUUAGAUUAAAUAUUUAGGUUAUGUAUGAGCCUUUCGCUAAAAUGGUUAUGUAACUUUACUCAAAUGUGUUUCCAUAGUUAUUAGACUCAAAAGGUAAAAAUUAUAUCAGCUAGUAAGCUCUAUAAAUUAAUAUAAACAUUGAUUUUGAUAGUUGCUCGGUUGGUGAAAUUUAAAAGUAAUAAGGAGAUUCAAUUAUUUGUGAAUUAUGCCCUGAGGGAAAAUAUUCUCUAAAUCUUUAAGAUUAGUCAUGCUAAUAAUGUCCUGAAUCAGCUAUUUAAUGCUAAAAUUCUACAAUAGAAUUAAAGAAUGGUUAUUGGAGGUUGAAUAACUAAUCAGAUGAAAUAAUUUAUUGCAGUUUAAAUCCCAUUUCUUGUUAACCUGAAUCUCAAUUAUCUAAAUUUAACUGUAUUUAGGGCAAUAUAGGACCUCUUUGCUAAUCUUGUGAUAGUUAUGGAGAGGUUUGGGGAAAUAAAUAUUCUUAAAUUUUAAGUCCAGGAUAUUGCUACAAGUGUGAUGAAAAUUUUUAAAAGAUUUUUUUUUAUAAUUUAAUUAUUAUUUUAUUUGUGGCAUGCUAUGUAUUUACAAUCCUAAAAAAGGUCAUAGUCAAACUUUAAGCUAAGCUUUCAGCUAUCUAUUUGAAUAAAGCAGAUAUAAUCUUUUUGGGCUCUACGAUUUAUUAGUCUGAUAAACCUCAAAUUAUAUCAAAGAUUCUAACAGAUCAUCUUUAAAUUAUAUCUUUGAUAUGCUAAUUUUAAAUUAAUUUACCAAAUUUUUAUACUUUACCUUUUUAAGUGUCUGGUGGUUCUAUGAGCACCACAAGCUAAUCUUUAAACUGCUUUUUUUCAAAUCACCCAGAGAUGUAACCUUUAUGGUUUUUUUAGACAAUCAGCUCCUUUAUGCUACCAAUUUUAAUUUUCUUUAUAUAUCUAGCAAUAGGUCUCAUUUAUAAAAAAAUAAAUAAGAAUAAUAUAAUAAUUAAUUACAUAUAAACUACUGCAAUUUUUUUAUAUUUUUACUUUUUUCCAACAGUAAUAAUACAUUUAAGUAGAACGCUAAAUUGCAUUUAAAUAGGAAGUUAUAAAUAUCUCGAUUUGGAUUUAAAUGUUAAAUGUUUUGAUGCUUAAAAACACUUACCAUACAUAUUAUACUUCAGUAUACCAUUCCUAGUAUUAUGGGCUUUUUUUAUACCUCUAUUUCUAUUUUUAAAAGUUAGAAAGGGUAAAAAAUAAAAGUGGUCUAUUUUCUAAGAAAUUAAAUAUUCGUUUAUAUUUGCAGGUUAUUAGGAAAAGUAUUACUUCUGGGAGUUUGGAAAGUUAGUAUUUAAGUCUAUUCUUAUUAUAACAUCAAUAUUGUUACAAUAAAAUGAAUUUUUUAAGGUCUCCUCUCUUAAUGUUUUAUUUCUGAUAUAAUCUUACAUUAUAUUUAGGUCUAAGCCCUAUAUUAAUAAUUACUUUAAUAAUUUACUAUAAAAACAUUCUCUGGUUUGUACCUUAUCAUUAAGUCUAUCUUCUAUACAAUCUAACUUUUUUAGCUAGAGUUAAUAUAAUUAAAGUAUAGUGUUUACACUAUUAUUGCUAUUCCUAAACUUAUAAUUUAUUAUAUAAUUAAUUAUGGGUAUUAUACAAAUUACAAUUUCAAAUGAAAGGAACAAAAGAAAUUGCAUUUAAGAAGUUUUCUAUAAACUUAAAAUGAAAUAUCCUUGGCUACUUGAAAAUAUUUUUAUAUAAAGAAACAACAGAAUCAGAUUAUUGAUCAAGUUAAAAAGAGUGAAAAAUAAAAUAAAAAAUCUAUUAAUAUAUUUUAAGAAUCAUAAUUUUUAUCACUAAGAAUCAUUUUAAACACAUUUUAACUUAUAGACCCCUAAAACAUAGAUUUCAAAUAAGCAAUAAUCAAAUAGAUUUGUUCUUUAAAAAUCUAACUAAUUAAAACAAAAUGAUUCAAUUUUUAAAAAGAAAAAUUCUUUUAAAAAUAUGAGAGAUAAAUGGACAUACUACACUAGAUAGACCAAAUAAAGUCCUUUAAUAUUUGACAAUAAUUAAGACUAAACUUAGAUAAAUAAAUAAGCUACUAACUGUUUAGACACUUAAGAAAAUGAUAAAAUACUAAUGACUAGUAUGGGAAGUAGUAAUCAUCAAAUUUUUGCUGAGCUAGCAGAUAAAAGUUUAUGA